Amaranthus tricolor (Joseph's coat) is the source of this 2360-nucleotide messenger RNA. RefSeq lists its product as uncharacterized. Bases 749 to 2200 code for a protein of 483 amino acids. Lineage: Eukaryota; Viridiplantae; Streptophyta; Magnoliopsida; Caryophyllales; Amaranthaceae. The transcript is spliced from 15 exons. The record is from RefSeq and is a predicted model, not a curated record.
UUCGGUGAUGAAACGUGGAAGUGGAAGACUCUUGAAAUACAGUAAGUGGAAGUGUGAUCAAGAGCAGUGACUCGUGGAAGGAAGCGACUUGAAUUCCUACGAAACAACACGUUAGCCUUGUCCGGGUGGUGAUCUCCCGGAAAACCCCUCCAACGCUCAAGUUAGAACGUUAAUGUGAGAUUGAGUAGAUGAUUAUCAACUGAAUGUAAGUGAACGUCGAGAUUGAUAUUGUUAGAAUCUUGGUGGGCUAAUGAAAUGGAGAGUGUGUAAGGAUACUAAGAAGGAUUAUUUUCAGAUGUCCCCUCCUCUCUGAUGGCUGUCCCUUUUUAUAAUGCACAAGGAGGAAGUUACAUCAGAGAGUGGGAGUUGAAGAUCAUGGGAGACAUGGGCAGUUAGUUCCCAUGGAAGAAGGAUUACCAUGCAUUUAAAGGGAAGUGGGAAGUUACCAACCUUGGAAGAAGGAUAGCCAUGGAAUGAGGGAGAGUGGGGAGUUGCUUUACGGGAAAGUAGUUAAGGCAUUGAGAGGUUACUAAUUCAUGGGCCAUUCAAGGGAGAUGGAAAAUUCAGAAAAGGGCCCGUUGAUCGAAAGUCAAAGUCAAUGUGAAAGGUCAAGGGGUAAUAAGUUCUCCCCUAUUUCACUGCAUCUAAAGUUCUACACCCCUCUUUCUCGAUUUCCAUAACCCUAAAAAACCUAACUUUUUCAUUCUCUUGACCUUCUCCCUCUUGGCUUAUCAAAUUCUCGUUGGUUAUGUCAGACAGCGAAAGAUCAUGCCAUGAAGUUCGGGACAGCAUGUGGGAAAACGAAGCUUCAGAUGAUGAAGAUGGGAAGACGUUGUCGGACAACGGAAGUCCAGGCGAUGAACCUUUGUCGAAGAAGCCAAAACUUGCUAGCGACCUUAAUGAAGUCACUAUUGAUGAGCAUUUGGAAGCAAUUGAGGAAGCUGCUUUAAAAGAGUUAAUCUUGAGAACUUGCAAAACUUUUCUGGUUGAUUGCAAGGAAUUACCUGGUCAACUUUAUGAUAGUCUGAUUGAAGGACUUACCACUCUUGCUUACCUGUUGUAUGACAAGGAGGAUUUAUACCGGAUGGGAAGUUCUCGCAUGGUUAUUGAUCAACAAAACAAGUUUUGGGAAGAACUUGCACCUAUAGGCGAGAAGAAUGAAUCAGUUUUUGAGUUUUGCAAGUGGAUUUUCUAUAAAAAGGUUGGCCCGGAAAGAUACUCUUUGUUGACGGAACAUGAUCUUGGCAGAAUGGUUUCGCGUUAUAGCAGUCUCUCAUAUGAGAAGCCUUAUACGUAUUAUCGCGUCGAGGAAAAUAUGAAGAGUACUGUUGAUGAUGACAUUCUGAAAGCAAUCAGAAAAGUAAAGCUUUGUCCAAGAUUAUCGGUUGAUCAAUAUACAGAUUUACUGAUAGAGAUGUUUACGGAUCGUGAUAUGAAAUGUCAAGAGUUUUUGAUCGCCAAAGCUGUGGAGAUAAUUGAUAUUGAAACCUUGUACAGUUUAGAUGCUCAUUCACUGUCUUUUAUUAUUGAGUGGCAAGACUCAGAGAGGUCUUUUAUUGAGUGGCAAGACUCAGAGUGGUCUCCCCAUGAAGAGUUUGACAACCUUCUUAAAUUUUACUUAUUCAAAAUUAUUCUAUGGAGAAAAAGAAUGGUCAAAUAUAAUGUGAAUGGUGUGUUUUUUCCUUUUUCUUAUAUAUUGGUGAAUUGGAACAACAUAAUGCCUCUGCGCGGGCAUUUUGAUGACUUUAUUGAAGUUGCUGAACUUCGUCGUAAGGCUGAAGGGACUCGUUUUAUCAACAGGGAUCAUUUCAUGUGGGCCUUUCGUGAGAGAGGAUAUGAGCUCCCUAGUAUGUUUAUGGAUAUUGCAGCCUCUAGAAAUGCUGAUGACAAAGCUGAUCAACCUCCUUAUCACAUAUAUUUGACUGCAGUUGCGUUGUCCAAGGCUGGUCAAGAGCCCCUUCAAUUUGAACAUCUUGCCUUUGCGGUGGUUUUCAGCAAUUCUUUUGGCUUUUCUAAUGAGGAGGAGGUGAAAAAAAUGAAAGUCGACUUCCAAGCUUUCAAGACUGCUUUAAGUAACCAUGGUGUGAGUGUCCCAAAGUAUCGGUCUGCGUUCAAAACCAAGUCUUAUUUUUAUGACGUGUGGCAAAAACAACUAGGUGGUUCAAAGGUAAACUUAAGGAAGGCUUGUUCGACAAGUUAGCCUUUUAAGCUCAUACAUAAUGAGAUUGUGAUGGACUUAUGUAUUUCAACUAAUCUAAAAAUGUUAUAAAUUUUAAUUUGUGAUUUAUAGUGUUAUACUGCUUGAUCCUGCCAGGAGUCAUAUGCUUGUCUCAAAGAUUAAGCAUUUGCUACACAUUUAU